CAACGCCAGAGAGAGAGAGCUCUCUCCAAUGGCUCGCGCCCUUCUCACUCUCUCCAGUGGCUCCUCUCGCCUCUUCACCCCGAUGAUCGGUCCAGGUUGGAAGCCAGGCGAUUGCAGAGUUUAGCUAACCCUAGAAACGGCCAAGGUCAGAAACAAGCUUGGAGAUUGCGGAGUAUCGGCGAGCGCGGUGGGUUCCAAUGUCUCUGUAGUGUUUCGGCACUGGCUAUGGAGGCAUCAGAGAGUGUAGCUAGCCAAAGAAAGAAAAGAGUUGUUUCUGGAGUACAACCUACUGGAUCCGUACACCUUGGAAACUAUCUUGGCGCCAUCAAGAAUUGGAUCUCACUUCAGGAUACUUAUGAAACACUCUUCUUCAUUGUAGAUUUACAUGCGAUUACUCUACAAUAUGAUGCUGUGGAACUGUCUAAAGCAACCAGGAGCACUGCAGCAAUUUAUAUGGCUUGUGGUGUCGACAUAGCCAAGGCUUCUGUGUUUGUGCAGUCUCAUGUUCGUGCCCAUGUAGAGUUGAUGUGGCUACUUAGUUCUGUCACACCACUUGGUUGGCUGAACAAAAUGAUCCAGUUUAAAGAAAAAUCACGCAAGACGGGUGACGAAAAUGUUGGAGUUGCACUUCUGACCUAUCCUGUUCUAAUGGCUUCUGAUAUUCUUUUAUAUCAGUCCGAUCUAGUGCCAGUGGGUGAGGAUCAGAGACAACAUCUGGAACUGACUCGUGAACUGGCUGAGCGAGUAAACUACUUGUUUGGGGGAAGGAAAUGGAAGAAAAUGGGCGGGAGAGGUGGUACACUUUUCAAGGUUCCUGAGGCUCUUGUUCCACCUGCAGGGGCUCGAGUGAUGUCUCUUACAGAUGGCCUUUCAAAGAUGUCAAAAUCUGCUCCUUCAGAUCAAUCCCGCAUCAAUCUCCUUGACCCAAAAGACGUGAUUGCAAACAAGAUUAAGCGCUGCAAGACCGAUUCCUUUCCUGGGUUGGAAUUUGACAAUCCAGAAAGGCCUGAAUGCAACAACCUUCUUGCUAUAUACCAACUUGUUACUGGAAAAACUAAAGAGGAAGUUUCACUAGAAUGCCAAGACAUGAACUGGGGAACAUUCAAACUAAACCUCACAGAUGCUGUAAUCGAUCAUCUGUACCCAAUACAGACUCGCUAUGGAGAGAUUACUUCCGAUCCAGCUUAUGUCGAUAAAAUUUUAUCGGAUGGAGCCGCCACAAAAGCUGCUGAGAUAGCAGAUGCUACUCUCGGUAAUGUCUACCAGGCCAUGGGCUUCUUGAGGAGAUAGCAUAAAGAGUGAUUAUCGCCCUUAUUUAUUAAAAUAUAUAGUUCAUUCGAGAACAAGGUUUUUAUGUAUUAUUCUAGAAGUAUAUGCAACUUAGUUGCACGUACGUUCAACUUUGUAUCAUUUAGACGUAAAUGAAAUUUUGAAUUGUUCAGGCAGCACCUGAAAGUACUUUUGACUAGUGUUAUUUGAUUUGAACAUGGAUUUGGUCCA
Molecule: messenger RNA, 1500 nt
Organism: Asparagus officinalis (garden asparagus)
Lineage: Eukaryota; Viridiplantae; Streptophyta; Magnoliopsida; Asparagales; Asparagaceae
Product: tryptophan--tRNA ligase, chloroplastic/mitochondrial
Exons: 16
Coding region: 226-1290 (354 amino acids)
Biological process (GO): tryptophanyl-tRNA aminoacylation
Cellular component (GO): chloroplast; mitochondrion
Molecular function (GO): tryptophan-tRNA ligase activity; ATP binding
Source: RefSeq, a predicted model, not a curated record